Molecule: messenger RNA, 908 nt
Organism: Benincasa hispida (wax gourd)
Lineage: Eukaryota; Viridiplantae; Streptophyta; Magnoliopsida; Cucurbitales; Cucurbitaceae
Gene: EXPA20
Product: expansin A20
Biological process (GO): plant-type cell wall organization
Cellular component (GO): extracellular region
Source: RefSeq, a predicted model, not a curated record
GGCUUCUUCAAGGCCUUGUAUUCUUCUGAAAUGGCGGCCUUUUUAGCUAUAAUAGUCUACUAUUUAGUUCUUCUGCAAACACCCACCAACAUAUUUGCGGCUAAGGAUGAAGAAGAGUGGAAAUCUGCUACUGCAACAUACUCCAAAGAAACAGAUGGGUCAAUUGUUACAGAAGGUGCUUGUGGUUAUGGAGAUCUGCAUAAGGUAAGCUAUGGAAAAUAUAGCGCUGGACUGAGUAGCAUGAUGUUUAAUAGAGGGAGUACCUGUGGAGCUUGCUAUGAGCUUAGAUGUGUUGACCACAUCUUGUGGUGUUUGCAAGGAAGCCCGACUGUCAUUCUAACGGCCACUGACUUCUGUCCUCCCAAUUACGGCUUGUCUUCGGAAUAUGGUGGUUGGUGUAAUUUUCCCAAGGAACACUUCGAGAUGUCAGAAGCAGCAUUUGCUGAAAUAGCGGAGAAAAAAGCAGAUAUUGUGCCAGUUCAAUAUAGGAGGGUGAGGUGUGACAGAAAUGGUGGAAUGAGAUUCACAGUCAGUGGGAAUUCUCGAUUCUUUCAAGUUCUGAUCACAAAUGUUGGAAUGGAUGGUGAAUUAGUGGCAGUGAAAGUAAAAGGAUCAAGAACAGGAUGGAUACCAUUGGCAAGGAACUGGGGACAAAACUGGCAAAGCAAUGUCAAUCUUCAUGGGCAACCUCUCUCUUUUGAAGUUACCUCUAGCAGUGGAAGAGCACUUACUUCCUAUAGCGUUGCACCUGGAAACUGGCAGUUUGGGCAGACAUUUGAAGGGAAACAAUUUUGAAAUCUUUAUGUAACUAAGGAAUUGGAAUCAAAAUUUUAGGCCUAUAUAGAAUAUAACUAGAAACUUGAACAUAAUUAUACUGGCAUGUUGAAUCUCAUGAUGGGAAAAACACA